This is a messenger RNA of Penicillium waksmanii, 762 nucleotides long. RefSeq lists its product as uncharacterized. The record is from RefSeq and is a predicted model, not a curated record. The transcript has 3 exons. The coding region runs from base 1 to 762 and encodes 253 amino acids. NCBI's taxonomy places the organism in Eukaryota, Fungi, Ascomycota, Eurotiomycetes, Eurotiales, Aspergillaceae.
AUGAACGGCAUAUUUCCCGCCGACCUUGCGGUCUAUCUCCUCCUGGCUCCAGUGGUUGCUUAUAUUUUUGUCACUCACCGAUGGGCCGGUUUCCUUCCAUGGUACUACUUAUCCGCCUUCUGCCUUGCUCGAAUAAUUGGCGGUAUACUUGGUAUCCAUGACAGCGAGAAUUUAGCUGCCAACAUUAUUCAAAGUGUUGGUAUUACGCCAUUGAUUCUUGGUGUCGAUGGACUGGUACAUGAGGCUCGAACAUACCGCAACCCAUCCGGCAGUCGGUUCCUCGGAAUUUCUGUUAUUCUAGGCACUCCAGCCCUAAUGGCUGUUGCCAUGGCAUUGUCAGUCAUCGGCUCCUUGGAUAUUUUCGAAGGUCACCCCAAGCCACACAGUCUACAACAUUGGAAAACAGGUACAGCCUUAGUCGUACUCGCGUGGGUUUUCCAGGUGUUUUGGUCCUUAUUCUCCCUACUUUCCAAUUCAGGAGGAAAGGGUCUUCCGGGAUACCAAGGUGGCACAGCGCUUCUCCAAGGAGCGGUCGUCGCACUUCUAUUCAUCGGAAUCCGUGUUAUAUACAGCCUUGUUGCGGUCUGUACGCAACGCAGAGAUCUCAGUCCAGUCUAUGGGAAGACGGAUAUCCGAGUCAUUCUUAUGUUUCUCCCAGAGGUCCUUGCGACUAUCGCAAUGAUCACAGUGGGCCUCCGCACGAGAAAGCUGCGGGAGGCCAAAUCUAUGGCCACCUACUCACCAACACCACAAAGUUGUUAA